Nematolebias whitei (Rio pearlfish) is the source of this 4169-nucleotide messenger RNA. It is a transcript of the gene ccdc180, whose product is annotated as coiled-coil domain containing 180. The record is from RefSeq and is a predicted model, not a curated record. Bases 1 to 4119 code for a protein of 1372 amino acids. The transcript is spliced from 36 exons. NCBI's taxonomy places the organism in Eukaryota, Metazoa, Chordata, Actinopteri, Cyprinodontiformes, Rivulidae.
AUGAGCCAGAGCAGAGAGGUUCCGGACGGGAAGGCGCACCGGCAGGUGUUCGAGGCUCAGGCUCAGCUGUCUCUGCUGGCUGGAUGCAGGGACAGGGGGACAGUCAGUGUGUCCUCAGAGGACAGUGACGGACCCAGCAACACCAGCAGCAGGAGGCAGCUAGUGUCUCGUGGUGGUGAUGACGUCAUCGCGGAUGUCACGUGUCUUCCAGUCUCUGUGGUAAACAAACAUUCUCGCUCUGACAUCAUUGAUCAGAUGAAGAAGAGAAAGAGUCAGAAACACAACAAGACUCUGGAGCAGCUGCAGACACACCUGACUCACCUGGCCCAGAUGUGUGAGACGGAUGUGAGGACCGCCUGUGAGCAGCUGCUGUCCUCUCUGCGUGAUGCAAACCUCAGACUGGACACCCUGAGGGACAGAAUGAGACAUCUGGAACACAUCAGUCUGCAGGAGGUGCACGGUCUCUGGGGGGAGGUGGAGAAGGAGAUAAGGAUGAAGAGGACCAGUUUCUCAGAGCUGGACGUCAAACUGAGGGAUGUUGAAAAGCGUCGGAGCGACAAGAUCAGAGUUCUUCUCAGGAAACACUGUGGCCUGCUGGAGCAGAUCAGCUUCCUGCCUCCACCUCAUGUCCACAGACUGAUCCAUGCUGAGGCCACGAAGUUGAAUCAGUCUCUGCUGGUGAACCGUUGCAGCAGUGCCCGUCUGCUGCUGUGCCUGCAGGAGCAGAAUUUGCAGCAGGAGUCCUCCCUCCAUCAGGAGUGGGAGAACGGUCUGGACCUCUGGAGGAGCAGCAGGAUCCACGAGACUGUAGAUCAGUUCAGGGCUGUGUGCAGCAGGGAUGAGGUGCAGCAGCUGAUCUCUGAUCAGCAAAACCAAACCCAGCAAGAUCUGAUAGAACAGCGUUGUGACAUCAUCUCCAAGAUCUGCUUACUGGUCCCGCCCACCUGUUCGCCUGCACUGGUUUCUGACUGGUUCGAUGAACUGACAGCUGUCAAUCAACAGACUGACCGCCUUCAUUCGGACCUCCUCCAUCAGCUCAGGUGUUUAAACGAGCAGACGAGGCAGAACCACCUGGCUGCUGUGGAGCGCUGUAAGGAGGCGCUCUCAGUACAUCAAGUGUCUGACAAACAGGUGGAUGACAUCAUCAACUCUCAGAUCCUCCCUCUGAUUGGACGACAGCAGAGUCAGGAUGACGAACGACUGGCUGCUUUAGAGGUGUGCAGUAGCUCUGUUGCCUGUCACGCUGUCAGCAUCAGCAGGUAUGUUUUUGAUGUGAUGCGAGCAGCAGCGUUGCUAUGGGAGACGCACCGCUGCAGGUUGAAGAGGAGAGAAGAAGAACUGCAGCAACACCUGAAUGACAUCAGACAGUCACAGCAGCAACGCAUACAGAAGAGGACAGCUCGUGUGGACGUCCUGCUGGGGAGACUCCGUCAGGAGAGCAGUAAGGACGCUCUGAAUAUGUCUCUGGAGAAAACUGUCCAGUCCCUGGAGGACAUCGAGGACAGCUGCAGACAGUGUGUCACUGAUCAGUGGGAGGUUCUGGAUCGUCUCCCGGCUCUCCUCAUGGAGGAGCUUGUCUCCUACAGCCGCAGUAUCUGCUCUUUCUUUAAACUUAGCCCCGCCUACCAUCUGAGCGUCCAACCAUCGUCCACCAGAACCACCGAGCUGGACCUGGAAACCAGUGGAGAGACUGAAACACUGAAACCAGACCAGACAGCUGAGAAAAACCGGGUCAGCUGUCAGAACCAAAGAGGAUCGACCCAAAACUCCCACAAACAUCUGUCUGAGGCUGAGUCCUCUCUGCUGCGGCUCUGUGACAUCAGCACCAUCAUCACCUUCACAUCCACAGGAGGCACGGUCUAUACAGGCCCCGCCUUCAAAUGCCCCGCCCCUGACUUGUCCAGCAGCCUGCAGCAGGAAGCACACCUGAGUCUGUUUCCUGCAGAUCUGCUCACACAUACACUGAGCAGGACUCGGACUCUGAUUCUGGACCACCUGGAGCAGAACUUCCAGGACCUCCUCAGCUCCUCGGUUACCAUGGUAACAAGCAGGAAGGAGGCCGUUCGUUUGGAGCAGGAGCUCCAGCUGCAGCAACUGAAACCAGAAUACAUUCGGACCCACAUAUAUGAGCCCCGCUUGGCUGAGCUGCAGCUCCAUCAGCAGCGAGUGGACGUCCACUGUCAGGAAAUGUUGGACGUUCUGUCCUCCUGCAGGACUGAGCAGCAGCAGCUGCAGAUAUCCACAAGCAGUCAGAACCAGAACCUCCUCCUGACCCUGUCCAACAUGGAGGAGGAGGUCCAGGAGGCGAACAGUGUCAGAAGGCUGGAGGCCCUUGGCUCCGCCCUGCAGGACUGUCUGGACCGGCACGUCAAAGAGACUCAGCGCUGCCGGGCUCGUUUCAGACACUCGGUCCAGUCCAGACUCAAGGAGGGCGGAAGAAGAACCGCAGAGCUCCUGGGCUCCUUCAGGAUGUUCAGUGAAGGAGGAGACUUUACUCCUCACGAGGUCAAGAUGUUUCAGAAGAGACUGAAGGAGGAGACCAAACGAGUCAGUGGAACCGUGGAGUCCAUCUACGCCGAACUGGAGCUCUUUGAGUCCAGGAGUCUACAACAGGUGAGGGAGGCGUCGGCUCGUGUGGAGGGAAAACUUUCUGCUCUGAAGGCUGAGAUGGAGUUCACCGAGAAGAUCGAGAAAAUAAUCAGGAGCGCACAGAUUCAGAUCAAGACUGAGGCGGCCAGCAGUAACCAGCAGCAGUCUGUGAUCAGCAGCAGGUUGGAGGACAUCAAGAGGACAAUGGGCAACAAACAGGUGUCUCCAGACGAGGUCUGUUGUCUCCUGUCCUCCGCUCAUGAAGACAUCUCAAAGCGCUGUCAGUACCUGGACUUUAGUCUGAAUUCUGCGGUUCAGGACAGCGCGGUUCUGACGGCUCAUCCUAAAUCCAGGAGGCAGGUUCGGGUCUCCACUCAAACCGGAUCCCUGCAGCUGAGCAGAACCGGAGUGGACCUUCAUGAAGAUCCUGUUGUUGGAGUCGUCAGGUUCUCUUUGGUCCAGGAUUCUGGAGCAGAUCAUGUUCAGAGGAGAAGAAGAGCAUCAGCUGGUCAGAGUUUGGUCCAACGUCAGCAGAGAAGCACCGAGUCCGUCAGCUCACCGAGCAGCAGGAAGGGCUGCAGGCCCGUCAGAACCGACAUCCGAGCUGAGAGGAAGUUCCAGAUUUUUGGAUCCAAACAGGAAGCAGAACUGAACCCACACUCUUUCAGCUCGGCCGUGCAGUCGAUCCUGUGGAGAGCCAACAACAGCGUCCUGCAGCACGUUGAGGACUUUUACCGCAACAAACUCAGCAGCUUCUUCCUGCUUCCUGACUCUUUGGACCAAUGGGCUGAGGGCACGCAGAAAAGGCUUCUGGGAUACCAGGAACAGGCUAGGAGGUUUCUGAGUGAAAGCAAACAGGAGGUGGUGAAGCAGCUGUCUGUGUUCAGGGAGCUCCUGAGUUCGUUACCUCCUAUUUUAAUUAGUAACCAUGAGCAACAGCAAGGGGCGUGGCUCAGAGAGGAGGUGGGUGGAGGCAGAAAGAAGCUGGAAGAGCUGAUGGCUAUCAGCGACAAGGAGAAGAGUCUGAACAUCCGUCAGCUGCGAUUUUCUCUCAGAGAUGACGAGUUGCAGGCGCUGAACUCCAGAGAGGAGCUCCGACAGCAGCAGCUGCACAGCUCUGUCAUCAGGACGCACAUGGAGCUGCAGGAGUGUGUGCACAUCAGAGCAGAGCAGUUUGUGACAUCACUGGCCUCUCUGUCAGAGAAGCUGCUGCAUCAGCUGGACGAGCUGAUGUCACCUGCAGAAACCAGGACCACAGGGAAGCACCAACCCACUGAAUACAGCUCUGUUACCAUGGAGACCGGCUCUGAAACAGGAAGUGAGCUCAGCAGCCUGAAGCACGAGGAGGUUAUCAAACUGAGAGAUGCUGCUGUGAAGCGGUUCCAGCAGCUGCUCCGGUCAGAGACGUCUCGUUUGGACGAGGACAAACAGAGACACCUGAGUGAAGAGCAAAGCUGGAACUCACACUGGAGACAACAGAUACACACUCUGACACACAUCCGUCUCACACACACACCUGACUGCCGCUGAUAAACCACAGAAGAAGAAGAACUUCCUGCCGUUUGUUCAUUUAUCCACAU